Molecule: messenger RNA, 1150 nt
Organism: Ipomoea nil (Japanese morning glory)
Lineage: Eukaryota; Viridiplantae; Streptophyta; Magnoliopsida; Solanales; Convolvulaceae
Product: ethylene-responsive transcription factor ERF039-like
Exons: 1
Coding region: 209-889 (226 amino acids)
Biological process (GO): regulation of DNA-templated transcription
Molecular function (GO): DNA binding; DNA-binding transcription factor activity
Source: RefSeq, a predicted model, not a curated record
CACGUAGCCUGUCAUUCUCUAGCUUCAACGGGUAUUUUCCACUUUGUCUGUUUCUUGCCAUUUCUGGCCUGCAAUUAUCACUUAUAUUUACCCCCCUCUCUCUCUCUCACCUCACCUCACAAUUAUAUAUCUUCAAUUCUUGAUAGCUAUAUAUGGCGAGCGAGCGUUAAUGGGGGUAUGAUAUGUACAUAUAUGCACACAUUUGUUAAUGGCGGAAGAAUUAUUAGCGGCUGAAAGCUGUACCAACUCGUCUUCUUCUUUGGGUUCUUCGUUUCAGUCCAUGCAGGAGAAGAAGAAGAGGAAGAAGAAGACGAAGAAGAAUAAGGAGAGUGGGAAUAGGCAUCCGGUUUACAGAGGGGUGCGUAUGCGGAGCUGGGGAAAAUGGGUGUCGGAGAUACGGCAGCCGCGGAAGAAGUCGCGGAUUUGGCUCGGGACGUACCCGACGCCGGAAAUGGCGGCGCGGGCUCACGACGUCGCGGUGGUGGCCAUCAAGGGGGACUCCACGCUCCUCAACUUCCCCCAUCUCGUAGGUUCGUUGCCGCGCCCGGCUUCCGCCUCGCCCGCCGACGUCCAGGCCGCGGCCGCCAAGGCCGCCGCCAUGGAGGAGCUCAACCCUCUCUGCUCCUCCUCCUCCGCCGCCGCAUCGCCUACAACAACUUCGGCACCGUCCGAUGACCUGGGCGAGAUCAUCGAGCUUCCGAAUCUCGACGACGAGGGGAGCUUCGACUCGUCCGAGCCCAAGCCCGAGUUGGCGGCCUUUGACCGGUGGGUGUAUCCGCCGUGGUGGUUGCCGGACGAUGAUCUCUGCGCCCACUUUCUUGAUGAACCGGCGGGUGGCGAGACUGUGAAUCCGCCCAGCUUUGAGACACUCAACUGGACUGCUCACUAAUCGCGUCAAUCAAUCUCUUUUAAUUAUUUGCUUUUUAAAAAUAUAUUAAUUUAAUGUUUUAGUCUCCACGGUCCAUCUUGUUUAUCUUUUUUUUUUUUUUUGUUAAAUUAAAUAUCCCUGCCUUUCUGUCUAAUAAAUAUUUAUCAGCAUGAUAAAUACAAAUAAAUAUUUGUAUUCAUAUAUUAUAAUUCGGAGUGUUUUGUUAUCUUCUAAACAAAUUGUUUGAAAUACUUUAGCUGAAAUAAAAUAUUAUUAAUAUGA